Molecule: messenger RNA, 5546 nt
Organism: Columba livia (rock pigeon)
Lineage: Eukaryota; Metazoa; Chordata; Aves; Columbiformes; Columbidae
Gene: IP6K1
Product: inositol hexakisphosphate kinase 1
Exons: 6
Coding region: 2200-3504 (434 amino acids)
Biological process (GO): inositol phosphate biosynthetic process; phosphatidylinositol phosphate biosynthetic process
Cellular component (GO): nucleus; cytoplasm
Molecular function (GO): inositol hexakisphosphate kinase activity
Source: RefSeq, a predicted model, not a curated record
CUCUGUUCCUUUGGAAAUUCCCUUCCCCUGUCACAGCUGGGAGCGGUACGUGGGCUCUUUGCUUGGCUUUCCUCCUCAGUGGCCCACAGGAAAAGCAGAGACAAAGGAAAAGUGUUUGAAUAUCUACUGAAGUUUUCUGAGCAGCAGAGUGUUGCAGGACUGCGCUCUGGAGGUGAAGAGGAAAGUGCAACUCUUUUUUGUUGGUGGUGGUUGUUUUUUUUUUUUUUUUAAAUGCUGUGAAAUGCAAAAAUGCUCCAAGAGUAUCACAAUGUUUUCCUUGUUAGCAGUGGGAGGAAGAGGCAAGUGAGAGAAUUUUUCUUCUCUGGCCCUAAUGAGGUCUGUUUAUAUUUUGCAUUUAAGAUCUCUGGGUAAAUAUGUGGGGUGGCGAGUCACUGCAAAAGGAUUUUUGCUUAAGUCAGGUCUCAGUCAGCAGCGUAAUAGAAUGUGGUUUCCAGAACUCGUGGAGAAGGUUUAUGAGCAGUUAAUGCAUAUCGUGCAAGUUUUGCUCUAGCUGCUGUAGCUUUUUUGUACAAUUUAUUUUGAGGGAUUAAGUAUUGGAGAUACUGGGGUAAAGGACAGGGAGUCUGCGUUGCGCAUGUGCAUCAUGACCUGAGAAAUGGAUCGGCUUAGUCUUAACAGCUGAGUUGUAGUGAAUUGUCAGGGUAUUUUCUGGCAGGCAUGAGGCUUCAGUGUACGGGUAAAAAAAAGGCAGUUUGAUUCUGUCUCUCUACUUAGUAAUAUCCGUGUCUUUACUGAAGGGACUCUUGCUUGAGGCAAAAGCUCUUUCUGGUUUUCUUUUGGUUGCUUGCCCAAGUAAACAAUUUUAUCAUUGGAAAUAAAUACUUAAGUUUUCAAAUCUACCUUGUUCCCAGAAGGGGGCAGGGGAGACUUGCGAGUUAUGCAGUCUGAUAAAACAGACUUUUGUUUGCUUCUGUUCCCCUUCUGUGCUCGCUUUCGGAUGCAGCAGGCACUGCUGUCGCUUUGGUAGUGUGAGUGUGGCACAAUGAGGUCCCUCCUCCCUGCCAGAAGUCUGCAGCGAUCACACAGGCUCUGAGCAUUUUGUGUCCUUUGCUUCUUUUUCUUUGAGUUUUCUUCUGCCAUUCCCCCUCACCUGAUAUGCUGAGAUAUUACACAUAUAAAAACCAUGAGAAUAUGGAGUCUGGCUUGUUGGCAUCUAACUGGGUAAAAAUCUUAGCUCCUUAUUCCAUCAUUUGGAUUUUUCUUCUUAAUUAAAGCUGAAAAGAAGCUUCUCCGUGAAACUUUUUUUGGGAUUUUUCAGGAGGGGCCUAGGUCUGCUCUUUAGAGAGCUGACUUCCCUUUGCUAAAUUCACUCGGUCUGGCUGACAGUGAGAGGCAGGAUUUUUUGCCAAAUGUUUUAGAAAUGGGGUCAUGCAACUCUCCAGCAAGCUGGUUUUACAUCCUGCAAAGAGGCCUGUGGUUUCUUUGACAACCUGGAAGACGGACAGAACAAACUCAGCUAUGUUAGUUUGCAUUUCUGUCUUUGAAUUGUGGAAACAGCUUCUUUCUCUCAGGAUAGUGUGCUUAUUACAACAUCCCUGAUAAUUAUGAGGUAGCUUCUAUUUCCACAUCAGCAGUAAAAGGCUAAACAAAGACUGUGCUGAAUGGUGUGGCUGAGUGAGUGAUGGUUGGCACAGACUUGUGUGAGGUAUUCAGAGCUUUUUUUUAUGCCUCACUCUUCAGCCAUGAGGUCUCCUGGGCCCCUCUGUUCAAGACAGUGUUCAAAGAGGAAACAGCAAUCGGAAGUAAAUGAAAAGAGAGUGAGGGAUUGAGAGAAUUUGAGCCAUGUGAGUCCGUGGGACCUGAUGGGUUGCACCCAAAGGUGCUGAGCUGGCUGUGUCCUAAUGCUGCUGCAGAGAUGUUGUGAUGUCUCUGAUCACGUCACAAAGGCACGUGUUGCAUUUGUCUUCAAAACAGACCUAAAGGAUAAUCUGGGGACCUACUAGCUGGUCAUACUCCCUUCAGUCCCGGGACAGUUGUGGGUCAGGUCCUUUUGGUGUACACCUUUCUGGGCAUGUAGGAAUGUGAUUGGGAACAAUCAGGAUGGAUUUACCAAAGAUUGUUGUAAGGAAGCAGAUUGCCAGGAUUUCCCCCCUGUGGCUGCCUGACCGCUGCUGAGCUGCCCCUCCCAGCCCAUGUGGCUCUCCCCAUGCUCCAAGAGUGCACCUGGUGCCCAACGCAAUGUGUGUUUGUCAAACCAUGGAAGUGGGCAAGUAUGGCAAGAAUGCCACUCGAUCCGGAGACCGGGGGGUCCUGCUGGAGCCUUUCAUUCACCAGGUGGGCGGCCACAGCAGCAUGAUGCGCUACGACGACCACACUGUCUGCAAGCCCCUCAUCACCAGGGAGCAGCGCUUCUAUGAGUCUCUGCCCCCAGAAAUGAAGGAGUUCACGCCCGAGUACAAAGGGGUGGUGUCCGUCUGUUUUGAGGGAGACAGCGAUGGCUACAUUAACCUGGUGGCCUAUCCCUACGUGGAGAACGAGGCUCUGGAGCAGGAUGACAUGCCGGAGAGGGACCAGCCACGACGCAAGCACUCGCGUCGGAGCCUUCACAGAUCAAGCAGCGGCACUGAGCACAAGGAGGAAAAGCCUGGCCUGGCCAGCGACGGCUCUGAAAGCAGCAUCCAGGAAACGAAGAGUCCCAGGGUGGACUUGCACAUCCAUUCGGAUGUUCCAUUUCAGAUGUUGGAUGGGAACAGCGGUCUGAGCUCUGAGAAGAUCAGCUAUAACCCCUGGAGCCUGCGCUGUCACAAGCAGCAGCUGAGCCGCAUGCGGUCAGAGUCCAAGGACCGAAAACUCUACAAGUUCCUUUUGCUGGAGAACGUGGUGCACCACUUCAUGCUUCCCUGUGUGCUUGAUCUGAAGAUGGGGACCAGGCAGCACGGAGAUGAUGCAUCUGAGGAGAAGGCUGCUCGGCAGAUGAAGAAGUGUGAGCAGAGCACGUCCGCCACCUUGGGUGUGCGUGUGUGUGGGAUGCAGGUCUAUCAGCUGAACACAGGGCAUUACUUAUGCAGGAAUAAAUACUAUGGACGUGGUCUUUCCAUUGAGGGCUUCCGCAAUGCCCUCUACCAGUAUCUCCACAAUGGCAUUGAGCUGCGCAAGGACCUCUUUGAGCCUAUCCUUGCCAAACUGCGAAGCCUGAAGGCGGUUUUGGAGAGACAGGCCUCCUACCGCUUCUACUCCAGCUCCCUCCUCAUCAUUUACGACGGGAAGGACAGCAGGGCAGGGAUGUUUGUGGAGCGCCGGCCGGAGAUGCGCCUGAAACGGGUGGAGAGCUCUCUCCCGGAGAGCCUUCAGGAUGGCGGCGGCACGGAGCCCGGCUCCUCGGCCCAGCCCAAGGUGGACGUGCGUAUGAUUGACUUUGCACACAGCACGUUCAAAGGCUUUCGCGAUGACCCCACUGUGCACGACGGACCCGAUGUGGGUUAUGUAUUUGGGCUGGAAAGCCUCAUCAACAUCAUGGAACAGAUGCGUGAGGAAAACCAGUAGCCCUGGGCUACGGCCUCUUAUUCUUGUCCUGGUGGCAGGAGCAGACAAGACCACCUACUACCACAGGAAAAAAAGCAGACAACUUCGGUUUUAAACAAUUGUAUUGCUCCAUUGUUUUUAAAUGUACUUGGAUAGAAGAGCUGAGGGGAGGCAGGAUGGAAGAGCUCCUCAUGCUGCCCGGGUGGUUCUGACUGCGCCAGCCCUGCCUUCUGGAGGAGGCUCACUAGAUGCCUGCUGGGUGUUGGGUGUCCUGGUUCUUCUCUCGUCGCAUGUGCAUUCUGGAGGGAGGACCUGGAUGUAGGGAAGAGAAAGUAGGAGAGCACGGGGCUCUUCGUGGGGCUGGAGCUGUGGCGUGAGUAGCCUCCUGCCUCAGGAGCCUCCAGGAGAGCCUUCCCUUCAGAAUUCUCCUGGGUUUGGAAAGGGCGACCGGCAGCAUCUAUGGCGCUGAUGGUGAGCAGCACAGGUGCUGGUCUGUGUGUUCGCUGACGCUAGCUCUGCCCUGGGUUUUACUGAUGGGGCUUUGCUUUUGAUGCUGCCUUUUUUCUGCUGUUUGGGCACUGUGAAUAACCAACCCAAACACAGAAAUAAAAUGACCAAAUGCAACCCCUGGCAGAGCUGUGGCCGGGAGGGAAUGCAGCACGCCUGGAGCUGUGCUCGGGCCCGGGGCCUGCUUGCAGGCAGGCACGGGGGCUGUGUGAGAGUAAAACUCUACCUUGGACCACUGACCAAGCAAGAACUCAAAUUGUGGGCUAGCAAUAGUAUCUGUAGCAGUUAACGCGACCCCAGCCCUGCAGUGGGCGUUUCGGACCAUUUCAACCCUUCCUGUUGUGUGAUGUUGGUCCCACAGGUUCUAUGCGAGUGUCUCCCUGAUGCUGUUGGCCCUCGAGGCUGCUGUGGGGCUGCUUGUGCCCCCACAUGGGGCCCUCUGCCCUGCAGCCGCUGCUCUUUGGGCAGGUCCCUGCACAGGGGUGGUGGGAGGCCAAGGAUUAGGGCUACCUCCUCUUCUGCCUGGGGGUUUCAGGGGGAUGGGGAGGGGAGACCUGGCUGAACAGUGACUGCCAUCACCUGUUUGGCUUUGCUUCACAGAGUCAGUCUUUCCAAAAAUAAAUGAUCUGUUUGUGGGUGAAACAGCCAGCUGGGACAUGCUCUGCUGCCUGGGCCGGUGCUUUACCUGCAGCUUCCCUUGAUGAGGGCAUUAACGUUUGAUACUGCGGCCUGGUGGUACUGAACCCCAUGCUGCUCUGCAUCACCCCCUGUGUGUGUCUGUGCUGGGCCCCCCACUUGCUCCCUCCCUGGUGUCACUGACUUGUUCCAUGGUGUUACCAUUACCCUGACUGGCUGUGAAACUGCCUGGUUACCUGCGAGGCCAGGGUUGGGUUGUGGGUUUUGUUUUGGGUGUGUUGGUUUUUUGUUUUGUUUUUUACUUCAGGAAAGCUUGUUUGGGGAGUACUCGCAUGUAGCAUGUGUGCUGACUCUGUGUGUGCACGGUCUGUUGGGAAGUGUCAGUGCCCGGCUGUAGUUGCGGCAGCGGGCAGGGACAGUGCCGGCGUUGGUCUUGAAUCGUACCUCUGCCUCUCUCUCAUUUCAGAGCUUACCCACGCCACUGCUCCUCUCCAGCUCUCUGGACGAGGACCUUCAUUUGCACCCCUCCCCUGUGCUUGGUUACUACUUUCAUUGCUUCUGCCGGGCUCCCGGGGUGUUCAGGGAACAGGUUUGCGGGAGGGAGGGAGGCUGGGUGGGGCAGCGUCUGCCCCAGGAACCCGGAGCAGCCCGGGCUGUGCGUGUCCUUGUUCCCGGCGGGCUGGGGCAGGUGCAGGUGCAGGGCCGUUCCUCCUGGGGAGCAGCUCCGGCUCCCGCCGCUCCCCUGCCCGGCUCGGCCGGGCUGCGCGGUGCCAGAGCCGCCCCUCUCCCCUCCCUUCGGACCACGGCGGUGGGACUCCACAGCUUGUACAUAGCCUUGAUCCCCGUUUGUUUUUACAUGAAUAAUCACCCUGUUUGUGCUUCACAGAGAACCAAAAACCAUUAAAGGAUCUGUUUUUGUC